Messenger RNA from Homalodisca vitripennis (glassy-winged sharpshooter), 1228 nucleotides. RefSeq names its product venom allergen 3-like. Bases 40 to 972 code for a protein of 310 amino acids. The record is from RefSeq and is a predicted model, not a curated record. The transcript has a single exon. Gene Ontology annotation, cellular component: extracellular region. Lineage: Eukaryota; Metazoa; Arthropoda; Insecta; Hemiptera; Cicadellidae.
CUUUAGGUUAAAAGUAAGUUUCUUGACUGACUCUUUCUGAUGACCGAAGACAAGUUUGAUUGUGAUGGUUGCAUUAUGGCAUUCACAAAAUUUCAAGUGAUUAUUGCUUUGUGUGGAGUAUUAAACGAGACAAGAGGUUUUAACUACUGUAAGGUAAACGGGUGCAAACCGAGGGAACACACUAUGUGCAAAUAUCCCGCAAACAAGCCCGACUGUAGAGUGUUAAGGGUGGGACUAGACGAUGAUCAGCGCGAGGCAAUUUUGGAAACUCACAAUAAAUUAAGGCAGAAAGUAGCCCAAGGGAGAGAAGAAGACCAACCGGCGGCAGCGAAUAUGAUGAAGCUCUCGUGGAACUACGAAGCGGAGAACAUCGCUCAGAGGUGGACAGAGAGGUGCCCAACUGAUGGUCAUGAUUCCUGCAGAAGGAUGAAGGAUGGAACGCCCGUAGGACAGAAUGUACGGAUUUUAUCCAGAUUCUUUGUAGGACCGAACAGGACAGUAGUUGUAGCCGAUAUCGUAAAACAGUGGUACGAUGAGGUGGAUUACAUGGAUUCAAGGAGUGUAUACGAUUUUACUUCUGUGUACGGUUUAAGAAAUAUGAUUGUAGGCGACUAUACUGCUAUCGUCAAUUCUGACACUAAGCAGGUUGGAUGUGGCUACGUAGAAAAGGAUUAUUUUAGAUUUGAUAAGUUGGGAUCCAUACUAACAUGCAACUAUGUACCCUCCGGGAACGUGAAACACAGGCCGAUCUACAAAGUAGGAGCAGCUUGCAGCGCUUGUCCUAAUGGAUCCAAGUGCAGCGUGAGGUAUCCUGGCCUUUGUACGGAUGAGGAGGACGAAUAUAACGACGUUCCCAAACAUAGAGACAAACACAAACCCAGACUAGCCCAGGCGAUAAGCAUUCAUCCCUGUUUAUCUACUUUCGCUGUACUCUUCGUUCACGUGUACUUUUAUGAAAAUGGCCUGUCAUAAAUAAUCAUACCAUUAUAUAAAAGUGAUGAAAAUCUAUAUGUAUGCUUUAUAGUUAAAAACUCAUCUUAGUUAUUAAAUAAGGGGAAUCACAAUAUACAUGCCUGUACUGUUUUUGUUAAGAAUAGGAUCGUUUGAUAUAAUAGGUUAAUCUAUAACAAUGAGUAUUUUCCAUGACAGGUGAGGUGAGAUGUGUAUGAGUGAUGAAAUAUUAAAACUAAAUUUGGGAUGGGAUUGUUAAUUAUUUGCCUAUUUAUUA